GCCUUGCGACUUUGUACGAUUUUCACUCGUAGAUCUACGAGCGUAUGCAUGAAGAACUUACGUCAUUUAUACGGCCAAUGCAAUGGCCGGAUCGGAAAAUUGAAGCGAUGAACAAGAAAGUCAAAUUUUGUAACACUCCACGCUCGCACACCACAGGCCUGCAGGAGUUUGGUCUUGUUUAUAUUUUAGGCAGAUUCGCCACAUUUCUGUGGCUGCUGCUGCUGCUGCUCUCUCUCUCUUUCACUGUGUGGUACUGUGAUUUAGUGUGAAUAAGACGCAAGCAAGUUUAUCUUGGAGCAAAGGCUGGCGCUGAGUUCACAGACACUGCGCAUUGGUAUGGCUAGCACGUCAAACAGCUGCCGAUAAUUAUUUCGCGUGAGUUUGCAUGGCUUAUAUUAUCGCAUCCUAACGGAAGCUUAGGUUGCUUGAGGGAGAGAAGCUCCAUUUCUUGUGGGACAAGCAGCAAUGGCAGGAGGCUCUACAAUCGAUUUGAAUGAGUGUCUGUGUGGAACACCCUCAUUUCGGAAUCAGUUAAUCGAACAUGAAGCACUCAUAGGCGAUCUUGAGGAGCGUGUCCAGAAGACUGUUCGGCAGUGCAAGCAGUUUGCCGACGCCGGCCAUGCCUUUGUGGACAGCGGAAGACUGGUCGUGGAGAACUUGUUCAGUCUUGCCACCGAGGUAACGGCCAACCCAACUGUCAAGGACUGUUUAGCCGACCUUCAAGCCACACUCAAUGACAUUCAUGCUGCACAAUCGACUAUGGUGCAAUCAGUACAGAACUUGGUUAGCAAUGGUCUGAAGACGUUUGUGCAGAGCGAGGUGAAGCCACUACGAAAUGCGUGUAAGGCGUAUCAGCGCUCGUCAGCUGAGUGUGAUAAGGCUUACACGAAAAGUUGCAGCAUGUCACGGCACAACGUAGCAGGCGCCGAGGCAGCGCAGCGCACUCUGGAGACGUGCCGUAGCUCCCUGACCGAGGCCUCGCUCGACUACUCCAUAUCGCUGAAUCAUAUGAAGUGGAAGAAGUGCAUCGGAGUUGCGGAGCGCGUUCUGGACUUGGCUAACUGUUAUUCAUCGUUCAUCGCCACCUGUUCGGAUUCCACCAGCAGGAUCAAGGAGCAGCGGCAAUGCCUUUCGACCGAGGUCGCUUCUCUUACGACGGCUGCCUCGGCCGAGCGGAAGAUGAUGGAUGACCUACGGCAGAGCCUGGAGCAGGCCAAUCGCAGCGCUGUGUUUAAUUCGGCGAAGGACGCCGAUUAUGUUCCGGCAGAUGCUGUGGUGAUGCAAGGCUACUUGCUCAAACGCAGUAAGAGUGCUUUGAAGCUGUGGACGAAUCGCUUCUUCUUCAUCAAGAACAACCAGCUGGCGUACAGCCAUCGGAAAGGCGGCGAGCUGACGAUAGUAGCGGAGGAUCUGCGUCUCUGCACCGUCCGGCCUGUGCCGGACUCCGACAGGCGCUUUGUCUUCGACAUUGUCACUCCAAACCGAUCAUGCACACUUCAGGCGGAAAGUCAGGAGUUCUACGACGCCUGGAUGGACGCGAUACGGGUUGGAAUAACAAGGGCAUUCAAACUUGACGAUAGCAGCACUACAGAGGGAGAGAGUGGUGAUGGGCGAGGUAGACGGUCUCCGCAAGCCAUGGCUAGUCAAUGGCAAGGACUGUGGAAUAUUCCUGGGAACGACUGCUGCGUCGAUUGCAGUGCACCAGAUCCGACAUGGGCCAGUAUAAACCUGGGUAUCACCCUGUGCAUUGAUUGCUCUGGAAUUCAUCGCUCUCUUGGUGUGCAAACGUCCAAAGUGCGUUCACUGACGUUAGACGACUUGGAACCGGAGUCUGUCAACCUGAUGCAGUCACUGGGCAACACCCUCGUCAACUCUCUCUACCUGGUUACCAUACCCAAUGAGUGGACGCCCAUCACACAGCAUGCCACAAAAGAGGAGCGCAAGCGGUGGAUCAUCGCCAAGUACGUCAAGAAGCGGUUUGCACACAGCCCGCAGGCCGGAGGCAAGUCGUCUCGCCGCUACUCCAUGCCCAUCAUCCGCUCGCACAAGAAGAACCGCAAGAACUCGCCGCUCAUCCAGUCGAGGAGCGGGGCCAGUGGAGCCAGUGUUGCCAGUGGGGCCGGCGCUGUCGCCGUUGGCAACGCUGUUCCCGGUCCCGCCGGCGGCAGCGGUGGCUGUGGAGAAUCACCGCUCGCCGAUGAGAAAACAUCGCCUGUACGUAUGCCUGACACUGACAGCAAGUCGCCGGACGGCAGCAGUGGUCUGGCUGCCGAUGCAGCGCUGUGUACUACUACCACUACUACUACUACUGCAGCGGACUCGCCUACACACCUGCCAUUCUCCCCUCAGCCUUCUGUGUUUGCCAGUGUGCAGAGAGCCUACAGCCACAAGGAGAACUCCGUGGAUGAGAUGCCAACUGCGCUUAACCAUGCCAGCGCGGCGUUGGGCAGCGUGGAUGACCUUGGCGAGGAGCUCUGCCUGGCCGCUACGCCCGGUUCACCGGCCAUGCCGCAGCCAGCGACAGCGCAAGAACGAGCAACAACGCCGAUUAGCACCUCUAACUUUGCGCUGAGCAGAAAAGCACGUAGCGGAGAUCUCUGUGGUAUGCUGGAGGCACUAGUAGAAGGCGCUGUUAUCAACUGGGUCAACUCCAACAAUCACAGUUACUCCACACUGCAUCUCGCUGUUCUCUCGGGUGCGGUCGAGGCAGUGGAGUUCGCGAUUCAGAAUGGCGCUUGGUUGGACACAGUUGACGAGGAUGGCCGGACACCUCUCAGUCUUGCUGCCAAGGCUGGCCUGGCGGCAAUAGUGUGUCUACUCGUGAAACGCGGCGCCCGCAUUGAUGUUGCGGAUAAAGACGACAAGACGCCCGAGCAGCUAGCACUGGAGGUGCCGCACGUUGAUGUGGUUACAUUGCUAAGGGUGGCUCGCCUCGACUCUUUCAACAAGGAGACAGGGGAUGACGUGAUGGGUGGAACAGCUGGCAACGUGUCUCACGUCUUCAAGGAUUUCUCUCGUCUGGCCGCAACACAGCCGGAGCUGCUGAAGAGAACGGCCGAGGGCGCUGUGGUCAUUCCCUCGCCGGGUGGCCGACGCUUUUCGGAAUGCUGACGGCUUGCCGCGUACGUGUGGCUCCGUGCCCUGUGUGUGUGUGUGUGUGUGUGUGUGUGCUUGCGUGUAGGUGUGUGUGUGUGUGUGUGUGUGUGUGUGUGUGUGUGCAUGUGUGUGUGUGCGUGUGUGAGUGUUAUCCGAAGUAGUUCACCAUCACUUAGAACUGGUGUAUUAGGCAUUGCAUUCCGCACGGCCAGUCUCCACACCAGUGGACGCGGCCUAUGAUAGCAAAGGCCAGCCAUACCGUUGCGCUGCAUGGCUGCAUGGCUGCAUAGCCGGCUGUGGAUGUCAGCUACACAUGCCGUUUCCUGGUGCAGCAGUAGUCAGACUUCCCUGCAUGCCUAGCUCACUUGCAACAAACCGCGUUACCUACCGAUACUCAUGAGUAUAUUUAAAAGCAAGCAGCCACAUUAUGAUGUCCUACUCCUAAUUAUGAUGUCCUAUUCCUAAUUUUCUACAUAUCCCAAGGGCAGCCAGGUGCUGACCGCCUUCAUUCAAUUUUUGUUUACGUCGGAGACGUUUUCUUUUCUGAAACCGGACUUCUAGCAUCUAUCGAGAGCAAUAUUGCAUCUCAACUCGAAAUUUCCCUUGUAUCAGCCAUGCGGCGUCUCUGCUGCCGCUGUCCUGCUUUGCUUUCCCUGCUGCUCGCCGCACCGAGGAAGCUGUCGGUGUACAGUAUUGGUUUAUGCAUGCUGGCGUGUGUCACGCUUGUGUGUAGAGUGCUUCUUCACCAUAAUCUCUCCCCGUCCUAUUCCCAAGGGGUUGCCAUGACUGUACGCUUUGUACGCAUCGUAUUAAAUCUCUCUUAUUUUGCUCCCGUAGGGUUUGUCAUGUACGCUUUUCACGCUGUUGGUCGGCCUGCGGCCAGUUUUGUCGUUGCACGCUGACUCGUUCAUUUUCUUCACAUAUUGAAUUUGUAGUAGUUGUAGUAGUAGUAUAUGGUAGUACACAUAGGAUUCUAGCAAUGCUGAUUUACCAGGGCCUCUGGAAUGGACUAUAUUUCACAGGAUUUGCUGCACGAACUUUCGCUUCCACAGUUUACGAUUUCAAACGGGUUUCAGAGCAUUUUGCCAUCAAUUUUGAUUAUUCGUGUAAGAUGUGUGCUAAAUAUCAGGUUUAUAUGAACUUGCUUUGACAGGUUUUUUUUUAUAAACUUCGAGUAUCAAUAUUUAUGUGGCCCGAUAUAGAUCGUUCCUAAUAAUUAUAACAUUAUCUCCUCGUGUUUUCUGUUUUUUUUUCUACAACCCAAAAUUAUUUCCGGCCUAAUACUGUACAUACAGUGGGUUGCUGCUAUGACUGACCUCUGUUGGUUCUGAAGCUAUCAGGACUACUAGUGUGUGCCACCAUUGAUGCAUUCAUCUUUCUCAUUUGCUCUCAUCCUAAUAUUACAGCUAUCUUUCAUCCA
Molecule: messenger RNA, 4516 nt
Organism: Sycon ciliatum
Lineage: Eukaryota; Metazoa; Porifera; Calcarea; Leucosolenida; Sycettidae
Product: arf-GAP with coiled-coil, ANK repeat and PH domain-containing protein 1-like
Exons: 30
Coding region: 466-3111 (881 amino acids)
Cellular component (GO): cytoplasm
Molecular function (GO): protein binding; GTPase activator activity
Source: RefSeq, a predicted model, not a curated record